GUUGCUCUGGAUAUAUGAUAAAACUAAGACAAGUUGUGGACAGCUUUAAGUGACAGAUUCUCAGAAUGCAUCCUGAUCUUCAACAAGAAUGUGUUCCUGUUCUUAAGAUCCUCGUCUGGGUUGGCGUCUUUGGCAACUGCUUGGCGGUUUUUCUGUUGCUACGAAAGAGACAACUUCAGUCAGCUGCAUGCAUCAUACUUCUUUCAAUAUUGGAUUGCGUGAUCCUCGUAAAGCUGUUCUUACGACUGCAGAACCAGCUUCCACCAAUACGCGAGCUGUGUACACUGAUGGUGAUGUCGUCAGACCAGUCCAGCGUGUGCAAAAUGGCCGCUUUGGUCAUGGAAAGGUUGCUGCUCCAGUCAUCAGUUCACAGAACAGUCCGUGGGCCACGUGUUGGAAAGAUUUCUGGCAAAUGGAUGCCACUGUUUAUCGCAGUGUGUGCACUUUCCCCAGUCGUCCUUCUUGUGUACGUCUCACAGAGUCUGGAGCUAGGCGGCGAAUGGCGUCUGCUGCUAAAGAUUCUUCAAAUCCUGCUACUCCUCGUCUUACCCUUAGCUGGGAUGGCGUACUUGGUCAUCAGCAUUCGUCGGUUUCUGAAGAAGAUGGUGCAGGCGACUUCAGACUAUCCCAUGAAUCACAGCGUCCUUGACAAUGACAGUAAAGCUGACAGACAAUUCACCACAUAUCUCAUUUCCAUAGCAAUGGUGUCUUUCGUGACAUACCCGAUAUAUGCCACAGUCUUAGUAGCUGAUUACAUGUUUCCUGAUCUAUCUGGACAUGGAAUUGGUAUUGUAACAUCUUUGACCAUUAUCGUGCAGUGCGGGGUCAAUGUAUGUCUACAACUGGUGCACACAAAACUAUUACCAUGCAGUUCCUCUGGAUCAGGAUUUUGUGAAGAUCAAAGCAAAAGAUAAGGCUUAUUGGCGACCUUAAAAUGGCCGAAUCAUGAAUGGGGUUAGAUGUUAGGAAUUCGUAUGAGAUGUGAUCAUCAUCGCUGCCCCUAAAAUAUCCAAGUUCACCUUUUGUUUUUCAUGAGCACGCCCUUUGGCGAGUUGAUCGAUGUGUUCUUUGCCAGGUAGUCCCCCUAUAACACAAUUCCUGUAUACAUAGUUCCCUUUAAGUGUAAUUAAUGCUACAGUGUGUAUACUAACAAAUCCAAUCCCAAAGACGACAAUAGUAAAAUAUGUGGCUAAAACCACGAAAUUAAAUACUACCACCCCUCACCCUUAAAGUGAAUCACAAAACUAUACGGAUGACCACUUAAAGUCAUUGCUAUAUAAAAACCCAGCAGUACACGAAGAACCACUAAUCGUUUGACGCGGUUGAGGUUAAGGACCACACAGAUACUGAUAUCUAAGAAACCCGCUGUCGCAACUUCAUAGGCUACUCUUUUCGAUUAGCAGCAAGGGAUCUUUUAUAUGCA
Molecule: messenger RNA, 1423 nt
Organism: Gigantopelta aegis
Lineage: Eukaryota; Metazoa; Mollusca; Gastropoda; Neomphalida; Peltospiridae
Exons: 2
Coding region: 66-914 (282 amino acids)
Source: RefSeq, a predicted model, not a curated record